Messenger RNA from Salvia miltiorrhiza (redroot sage), 1619 nucleotides. Its product is annotated as UDP-galactose transporter 1. Gene Ontology annotation, cellular component: Golgi apparatus. NCBI's taxonomy places the organism in Eukaryota, Viridiplantae, Streptophyta, Magnoliopsida, Lamiales, Lamiaceae. The transcript has 5 exons. Bases 490 to 1512 code for a protein of 340 amino acids. The record is from RefSeq and is a predicted model, not a curated record. Gene Ontology annotation, molecular function: antiporter activity.
UUACAAUUGGUUAAAAGAUUUUUUUUAAGGCCAAAAAAUAGAAACAUUACAUGCACAACACAAAUAUACAUUAUAAACACACAAAAUUUUCACACAAACUGCGUGUGCUGUGUGUAGUGUGUGUGUGGUUUUGGAAGCUCACCAAUAAAGAGGUGAUUAAGGCGUGAAGGUAGUGAGAAGAGCAGCGAGAAUCCCAUUUUUCCCCACACGUUUCGAAUUCCUCCAAAAUCAGAACACAGUAACAAGAAUUAACCCAUUUUCUCAUUUAUUUUUCUUGAAAAUAAAAACACCUCAUGGCAUCACUCGGACAGGCUACACCCAGCCUAUCCCCUCCGCCGUCGUCGCCAAAUUAUUGAAAUUCACAAUUUUUUCUCACCGAAAUCUCAAUUCUCAUUUGGGGUUUCCCUCUCCGGCCCGUUUGAUCUGUUUUCUUGAAUAAAGUUUGAGUUUUUAUUGGGAAUUUUUGAUCUGGGGUGGUUUGGAAAAAUUAUGGAGGAGAGUAGGUUGUGCCAGUGGAGUGUAAUUCGAUCGGUGUUGGCUAUUCUACAAUGGUGGGGUUUCAAUGUCACUGUCAUCAUCAUCAAUAAAUGGAUCUUUCAGAAACUGGACUUUAAGUUUCCAUUGACUGUGUCGUGUGUUCACUUCAUAUCCUCGGCAAUUGGUGCGUACUUGGUAAUUAAAGUGCUAAAACUUAAGCCGCUCAUUUCAGUUGAUCCUGAAGAUCGAUGGAGGCGGAUUUUCCCUAUGUCGUUUAUAUUUUGUAUCAACAUAGUGUUGGGAAACGUGAGCCUGAGAUACAUACCUGUUUCCUUUAUGCAAACCAUCAAAUCUUUCACCCCUGCAACGACAGUGUUCUUGCAGUGGCUUAUAUGGAAGAAGUAUUUUGACUGGCAAAUUUGGGCAUCGUUGAUUCCUAUUGUGGGAGGGAUUCUGCUCACGUCUAUCACGGAGCUCAGUUUCAAUAUGUUUGGCUUUUGUGCUGCUUUGUUCGGCUGCAUUGCUACUUCCACAAAAACCAUUCUUGCAGAGUCUCUGUUGCAUGGUUACAAAUUUGAUAGUAUCAACACGGUGUACUACAUGGCACCAUUUGCAACGAUGAUCUUGGCCGUGCCCGCCUUGUUACUCGAGGGACCGGGUGUUGUGGAAUGGCUCUAUACAUGCCCUUCUCUUCCCUCGUCUCUUGUCAUCAUAUUCGGGUCCGGAGUGUUGGCCUUUUGCCUUAACUUCUCCAUAUUCUACGUCAUCCACUCCACCACCGCCGUGACCUUCAACGUUGCCGGAAACCUCAAGGUUGCUGUUGCUGUGACAUGUUCGUGGCUGAUCUUCCGCAACCCGAUCUCGAUGAUGAACGCUGUCGGAUGCUCCAUAACUCUCGUCGGGUGCACCUUCUACGGGUACGUGAGACACAUGCUCUCAUCCCAAGCGCCGGGAACCCCUCGUACGCCCCGGACUCCGCGGAGCAAGAUGGAGUUGCUCCCAUUAGUAAGUGACAAAUUAGACGACAAAGUUUGAACCUUUUCUUUGCGCAGAAACGGUGAUUAGAUGUUUUACUUGUAGAGAAUUUGAAGAUUUCUUCUUCUUUUGUUAUCAAAUCGAGAAUGGAGUAAGAUUAUCACAUA